AUGGAGCUGCCGAUAUUGCAGCCGGAGCGACUAAUAAAGAGUCGCCAAGCUGAAUUCGGCCGGGAUUUGUACAAGCUUAGUGAUAGGCAGGAUCGCAUUUUACACCUCAGUCCCACAUGCGAGGAGUUGGCGUGUCUGGUGGCGUGCAAUGCACUCAGUCCGCUGUCGCGAACGCAGCUUCCGCUGAGGAUCUACCAGAUUCGUUCCAAGUUCAGGGACGAACUGAGACCUUGCGACGCGACGAUGCGGUGCAGGGAAUUCACAAUGAAGGAUGCCUACUCCUUCCAUGCAGACGAGCAGUCCGCUGAAGCCGCUUACGGGGAAUUCCGUGAGGGCUACAAACGCAUACUGCAAAAGCUGCGCAUCGCAUACACUGUUAGACGCGAAGAGCAUGGAGGCUGCUUCGACGAGGAAUUCGAUGCGGAACUUCCUUCCGGUGAGGGGCCCUCAAAGAUCGAGAUUGCGCACAUCUUCAAGUUGGGUACUGCGCUCACUGAAGAAGCGGGUCUCAGCUACGAGGUGGAAGGUCGACGCAAGAAGCCGGUGUACCUGAAUUCCUAUGGUAUAGGGAUACAGCGGCUGCUGUAUGCAGCUGCGGCCCAGCACAGCGACGCCGACGGGUUGAAGCUGCCGCAGAUAAUCGCUCCGUACGACGUCGCCAUUGUGCUGUGUGACACAGAUUCAGCCGGAGUGGCUGGAUUGGCACACGAUUUGCAAGUGUUGUUUUCCAAAGCCGGGCUUGACACGCUGCUAGACAACCGUGACCUCCCCCUGAAGCAGCGCACGGCAGACCUGCGAGCCAUCGGUGUUCCACACCUUGUGUACGUCUCAGACUCGGCGCAGGUUGGCGAAAUCCGUGAGCCUAGCAGUGACAUUGCCGAGGCGAUACGGCAAGAGAGUCGUACCUCCAACGAGUAUCACCUGGGGCAGUCAGAAUCCGCCUUGCUAGCCCGUAGCUGGCCAAAUGCCGAUACCAGCUGCCUAGAUAAACCAUUGCGCUACGUACACCGCGCGGUUGAAGACGAGUUUGUACUUCCAGCCGCACAACUGCUGGAGAUGCUUUGCGGGUAA
This is a messenger RNA of Babesia ovata, 1071 nucleotides long. Its product is annotated as proline-tRNA ligase. Lineage: Eukaryota; Apicomplexa; Aconoidasida; Piroplasmida; Babesiidae. Bases 1 to 1071 code for a protein of 356 amino acids. Gene Ontology annotation, cellular component: mitochondrion. The transcript has a single exon. Gene Ontology annotation, biological process: prolyl-tRNA aminoacylation. The record is from RefSeq and is a predicted model, not a curated record. Gene Ontology annotation, molecular function: ATP binding; proline-tRNA ligase activity.